CGAUGAAGGCUCUUCAUUUGUUGUUAAGGCAUUAGUGUAAUUAGAAUAGGGGCUAUUUAGAUUAAAUUCGUCAGUCCGACACGUUGUCAUCUGUCAGCUCAAACGUCACACCCUCCUCCUCCUCCUCCUCCUCCUCCUCCUCCUGUGCCGCCCCUGCUCUACGUAACAUGCGGCACAUCGUUACGAGCCAAUGGAGCGCAGUCACUAUCUUCACUGACCUGGACUGAGGAGGGUCCGGACUCCCACUCAGCUGACAGGAGAGGACACCACCACCACCACCACCACCACAGUGCCGCCCGCCGUGCAGAUGGAGUCAGGACCGGGAGGCCGCGGCUGCCCGUCGGCACCGCUCCUGGAGCCGCCGAGCUGGAGGAAGAGCACCGGCCGGCUGGACCACUUCCUGUGACAGGAUCAUCCUCCGCUGCACCCGGAGUUUUGGAGGAAGGACACCAAGUUGAUUGAGGAAAAAGAAAAAAACAAACAAACAAACAUUCUUCAUCCUGUGUCAUGGAGCCGGAGGGUGCAGGGUAGGGGGCCAGCAGGGGGCCUCCACUGGCGAGACCAGAGCUUCACACCUGAAGUGUAACUCCACUAAGGCUAAUGGAUUUGAAGAGAGUGCUGUCCUUCCCACCAUACCCCGGGGAUUACUUGCAUCCAGUGGUGUAUGCCUGCACAGCAGUCAUGCUGCUCUGCCUGCUCGUAUCCAUCAUGACCUAUAUUGUCCACCACAGCGUGAUCCGCAUCAGCAGGAAUGGCUGGCACACACUCCUCAACUUCCUCUUUCACACCGGGCUGACGUUUGGAGUUUUUGCCGGAGGCAUCAAUCAGAUCAACUUACCUUUUGUGUGUCAGAUUGUUGGCAUUGUACUCCACUAUGCCUCUUUGUCUACCAUGCUGUGGCUGACGUUUACAGCUAGAAACAUCUGUAAAGAUGUGUCCAAAGACCCCCUUCGGAACCAGGACAGAAAUGGGUCUGCCCAGACUCACACCAAACCAACCAUCCUUAGAUUUUACCUUGUGAGCGAUGGAAUCCCUCUUAUAAUCGUCGGAGUUACAGCGGCAUUUGGAAUGGAUAACUAUGGCAGCAGGGACGACGCUUUGUACUGCUGGAUGGCGUGGGAACCGAGCCUCGGAGGUUUCUACGCUCCCAUGGGCCUUCUGGUCUUAGUCAUGUCUGUGUACUUUCUGUGCACCUACAUCCAGCUGAAACGCCACCCAGAGAGGAAAUACGAGCUGCGAGUUCUGAGUGAGGAACAGCAGCAGCUAUCGUCCAGCGAGUCGAACCACGCUGACGCUGGGGGAGCGCCUGGCCCCGCUGUGGACUGUCCACCAUUUGCAACUGGCAUUUCAGUUCUGGCCAAUGAGCAUUCAUUUAAAUCCCAGCUACGGGCCACGGCCUUCACCCUCUUUCUGUUCCUUUCUACCUGGGCUUUGGGGGCACUGGCCGUAUCACUGGGACAUUUCCUGGAUAUGAUAUUCAGUUGCCUGUAUGGGGCUUUUUGUGUCACGCUAGGACUCUUUCUUCUCAUCCAGCACUGUGCCAAACGUGAUGACGUAUGGCACCGCUGGUGGGCUUGUUGCCCGUCCAAGUCUAAGACAGAGGAUGGCAAUGGGGAUGGACAGAGCCAGAGGCAGGAGCUCCAUCAGCCACACUGCCAGUUGAGCUCCCCGUGCUCAGGCAAGCAGCCGCUGCUCUCUCCUCACCUUGUCCAGACUUCUUACCACAAAAUGACACCACCUCCCCAGAGCCCUGCGCCCAAUCACACAGGUCCGUGCUGUGUGACCAUGAUGGGCCCCGUUACCCCAACCCCUAUCUCACCUCUCCUCGAGCGAGUGCCCUCACCACGUCCACAGUCGCUUUCUGACGAGCUCCCUCGUCCCACUCUGCCUCUGCAGAGCUGCCUUAAUAACAGAACGAAGUCACGCUCCUUCAACCGCCCACGCCCAUGCCUUCAAGACUACCGUUCUCACAUGACUUCCACUAGUAUGGACGGGAGUGUGCAUAGCUCCCACUUGGACAGCCCUCAUGCUGCGCACCACCUUGAGGGCUCACCCCUGGUUUCCAGCAGCCCUCACCCAGACAUCCAGCUUCCCUGCCCAAGCCCUCACCUGGAUAAGCAGCAGGCUUCGUGCCACAGUUUGCAACACCAGACCUCCUGUCACAGCGUACAAGACUCAAUGGCGUCCUGCCACGGCCACGCACACAACAUGCAUGACAGCAUCACUUCCUGUAACAGCCUCCUCCUGCCUUCUCACGGGGUCCACACCUGCCAGUGGCACAUGUACAGGUCAGCCGAUCACUCUUCCACCACAAGCUGCUGUGACAAACUUGAUCCCUUCACCUUGCAGUAUCAGCAAGACUCCGACACAUACAGCUGCAUGUCAAAGAUGACAGAAAAAGAAAAGGAUCAUCUCAGUGUAGAGGCGGAGCAUCAAGGCUUCCCCAGAAAUACUCUGCCUCGGCAGCACGCCACUGUCAAUCGACGAGGUACCAUCGGUCGGAACAGGAGCCUCCAGGAAGACGGCCUGUUUGGUUCAGACGCUACAGGAAACAUACGAACUGGCCCUUGGAAGAAUGAAACCACUGUAUAGUUUUCUUAUGCUUGUACUUGCCAGACCUCCUAGCAGCCCUGUAAUUCAAGUGAUGGGUCUCAAUGCCUUCAGCCUUGCCCUUAAGUCACAGGCUGAAUUUUCAGAGAGGCCUCGUAUCCUGAUGUUUCAGAACCCUUUAUAACAAAGUUAUCUUUAAGUGUUACUAAUACAUUUUUAUAAGGGACAUUAUAAUGCAAGAACGGUUCAAUUAAUGCUGAACUAAUAUUUUACUUUAUGCAGUUUAAAGUUGCAAUCAGUAAUUGCAUGGCUCUUGACGGUCACAGUGGCUCAGCAGUUAGCAUGGUUAUAGCGAGAGGGUCCUCAGUUUGAAUCCCAUCAGUACCGAUUAUAGCAGGUACAACUAAUACUCCCACCAGGUCUUCACAGAUCCAAAACCAGUGGAAAUGUGCAUGAAUUAAGUUUCUGAAAAAAA
Acanthopagrus latus (yellowfin seabream) is the source of this 3025-nucleotide messenger RNA. It is a transcript of the gene adgra1a, whose product is annotated as adhesion G protein-coupled receptor A1a. Gene Ontology annotation, molecular function: G protein-coupled receptor activity. Gene Ontology annotation, biological process: G protein-coupled receptor signaling pathway; cell surface receptor signaling pathway. The record is from RefSeq and is a predicted model, not a curated record. Bases 601 to 2592 code for a protein of 663 amino acids. Gene Ontology annotation, cellular component: plasma membrane; glutamatergic synapse; postsynaptic density. NCBI's taxonomy places the organism in Eukaryota, Metazoa, Chordata, Actinopteri, Spariformes, Sparidae. The transcript is spliced from 7 exons.